AUGAGCGGCAACGCUGCGAAUACCACGAUCGCUCCUCCGCCGAACUGGCAGAUGCUCUGGGGAAAUGGAGCUGGCUUCUACAACUUUCAGCUCGACAUAGUCGGCUUCCUAGCUGUCCUGGGAGAGUCUUCAGUUGUUGCGAACGCUCAGGCCUUGCUACCGCCGAAUCGUCCGACAGACCUACCGUCCAGGAAGGCAUGGGUUACCAGCGUACACACCGGCAACGCCAAGGAGCACGUCCAUCACGUAGCGAACAUCCUUCUCGGCGAAGAGCUUUCACUGUUCGAGGUCCGCUGCGUCGAGGUCACUAAGAAGCAGGAACCCAAGCCGGCGGACCGCCUUGACACAAUAUUUCGCGGCAUACAGACGUCAGCAAGAGAAUCCGCCAAUUACGACCCUCCACCGGUCAAGGCCAAGGCUACAGGGCCGCUGACCUGGGUGACUUUGACUGGGUUUUUCCUCUCGGUAUCGCUCUUCAUAACGUCGUUCGUGCUCGGUGAUGGGUACUCCAUGCUCGCGACUCUCCUCCUUUCGUUCCUAUCGACUCUUAUUGGAAUAGCCAACAAGUGGACACUCCGACUUGCAAAGCGCCCAACAGGAAAUGCACCAGACGACGCCGGCGACCUUGUGAUCCGCUACCCCAAUGGCAGCUUCCUUGUCGUCAAGUGUGACGACGAAGUCGCCAGAGAGCUUUACUUUGCGCCGGAAGAGAUUAAGUACACCAUCAAAAGCCCCGCAGUGUACCGCAUCAUCUCUUUGCUGGCGACUCUCAUCCUGAUGCUCGGCAUUAUCUUCCUGGCCAACGCGAAACUCCAGUUGCAGUUCGCCUGGGCCGCAUCAUACGGCAUCAUUAAUGCCGCGCAUUGGGCUGCGGCGGCCUUGCCAGCUCGGUCUCAUUGGGACCUGUCGUGCUACGUUAUAAGAGAGCAAAGCGUCGUCGGCGGUCCCGAGAACAAAACCUUCACAGAAGCGUUAUGGAAAGCGAUAGUCCUCGCCAAAGGCACCACCUGGGUCCGGAACGGCUCCAGCCCCGCUGCCCCUCAGACGAAGACCUGGGACAAAUGGCUGGAUGAUGCCAGCGACCUCUUGGUAACUCGUGAUGAGCUCAAAAACCCGGGGAUUGGCCGACUGGUAAAUCCCGUCAUUGAAUGGGCAGGCGACACACCAGAGAAGGGUACGGUCUGGAACAUGCCAAAAGACUGGGAUCCCAAAGCGGCCUGGGACAAGAUCUACCAAGAUAAGAAGGAAGAGGAAAAGGCGGGCAAAAUCCACGUCUGA
This is a messenger RNA of Saxophila tyrrhenica, 1278 nucleotides long. RefSeq lists its product as uncharacterized. Bases 1 to 1278 code for a protein of 425 amino acids. NCBI's taxonomy places the organism in Eukaryota, Fungi, Ascomycota, Dothideomycetes, Mycosphaerellales, Extremaceae. The transcript has 2 exons. The record is from RefSeq and is a predicted model, not a curated record.